Molecule: messenger RNA, 384 nt
Organism: Penicillium alfredii
Lineage: Eukaryota; Fungi; Ascomycota; Eurotiomycetes; Eurotiales; Aspergillaceae
Exons: 1
Coding region: 1-384 (127 amino acids)
Source: RefSeq, a predicted model, not a curated record
AUGCCUUCCAAGACCAAAAAGUCGCUUGAGGCUCUCAUGGCCUACAUCAAGCAGUCGAAAAGUCGUCGCGCUACGAUUGUGCGUGGCCAAGGCGAGCCUGGUCACCGAGCUGCCCCGGCGCGUGGGGGAAACCAUGAUGCGAGAAUCGGAAGCCGCAUCGACGUUGGAGAAAUCAUCAAGAAAGCUGGCAAGGAAUAUCGACGGUACAAAUUCCAGCUCAAUUUGAAUGCGCAAGACUCCACUCUCAAGAAAAAGGCUGCCCAAGAUUCCCACAAGGUUUAUUCGACUGCAGAUCUGGAGAUUAAAGGGGAUAGGACCGAGGAGGAUGAAGAGCAGGCGAUGCGGGACUUCGAGGAGCAAUUGUCAAAGAACUUAAGAGAAUAG